ACAGCAGGGCAUAGCAGCCCACACCAGGCCCUGCUCACCAUGGGGACCCUCAGCAGCGACCCAGCGGCCAGGUCGGCCACAAUACCCCUGGCCCGGCGGGUGGCUGAGGGCCACAUUCCAGAGACCGGGCUAAGGAAGUCCUGUGGAAUGGUCACCCUGGAGAAUGGCUCCGGACCUGGCUUGUAUGUUCUUCCGUCCACCAUUGGCUAUGUCAACCACGACUGCACCAAGACAGCCAGUCCCGCCUACUCACUCGCUCAGCGGCCCAGUGAAGCACCUCUUCAGGAUUCCAGCCCAGGACCUGUGUAUUUCUUGGACCCCAGAGUUACUCGCUUUGGCCGUAGCUGUCCCCCUGCCUACUCCAUGCAGGGCCGGGGCAAGAUUCGAGGUCUGGAGGUGACACCAGGCCCUGGGGCCUACAGCCCCGAGAAGGCUCCCCCGAUUCGCCAGCGGAACCCCCCAGCCUUCACUCUGGGCUCCCGCCUCCGACAGAAGCCCCCGGACGCCUCUUUACCGGCCCCCAAUGCCUACAGCAUGCCGCCCCUCUGGGGAUCACAGAUCUUUAUCAAACCUAGCAGCCCCAGCUUCACAGUUGUGGGCCGCAGGCCCCCAGCACGCCCCGCUCAGGAUCCCUCAGAGAUUCCAGGCCCUGGGCAGUAUGAGAGUCCUGACCCCAACACCUACCGGCAGCGUAGGCCGGCUUUCAGCAUACUGGGGAGACCCCGCGCCCCUCGGCCCCUGGAGGAGACACCUGGUCCUGGUACUCACAACCCAGAACAGGUCACUGUGAACCGGGCCCGGGCCCCGGCAUACUCCAUGGGAAUCCGUCACUCAAAGCGGGUAUUUACAGUGGUAGGGGACACCAAAUGCUGAUGGCUGCUGGGUACAGUUUCCCUGGGCCUAAUUUCUUCAGAAUGGGGCAGAGGAGGCACCGCCCUUCCGACAGUCUGAGGUCCUUAGAGGCCACUUGAUCUUUCUGUCCCUGGGACCAGUGACCCAAGGCCCCAUCCGGGGUCAGGGUGAGUCUUCUUCCAGGGCCCCAGUUUCUUCUCCUAGGUCAAGCCAGGCCAGGGAGUAUCCCUUCCCUUGGCAGGACAAGGAGCUGUGUGUCCUAGAAUUCAGCAUCUAGGCCACUUGGGUUUCUGCAGAUGAGGCAGGAGAAUUCUCCUGGAGGUGACCCUGAUACCUCUGCCCUACCUAUCCCACCCUCUAGAGUUGCUUGCCAAUAAAUUGUUCCUCC
Messenger RNA from Myodes glareolus (Bank vole), 1240 nucleotides. RefSeq names its product CIMAP1 family member D (gene Cimap1d). The record is from RefSeq and is a predicted model, not a curated record. Gene Ontology annotation, cellular component: cytoskeleton; cytoplasmic microtubule. Lineage: Eukaryota; Metazoa; Chordata; Mammalia; Rodentia; Cricetidae.